AAAACGUAAACGGGCAAAAUCAGAAGUGACAGAAGUAAUUCUGGUUGUCAUUUGUCAAAUUUUGAAGAUCAUACAGAACUUGUUUGUAUCGAAAAAUCGUUUAACUGGAAUUAGUUCCGGUUUAUUUAAAAUUAGUAUACCAAGACAAAAACAUUAAGGCUUUAACAGAAAGAAUGUCGAGGUUUAGACUGCGACGGCAAUACGAUGGGUAUGUUUCUGUGCCUCAUGAUGAUAGUGGAUUUUCAGACGCUCAGUUUGAGGUGCCUCCUUUGAAGAUACCCUGGAAAGCUCUAAGCUUGGCUGCUUUUCUAUUUGUUGUGGGAACAUCGUUAUUGAUUGUUGGAAGUCUUAUAGUCACCGGUCAGAUCGAUACAAAGUAUUCCGACCGUCUCUGGCCUAUGAUUGUUUUGGGCUGUAUCAUGUUUCUCCCUGGUGCAUAUCAUAUGAGGAUAGCUUAUUAUGCUUACAAAGAGUAUCCAGGAUACAGUUUCGGAGACAUUCCCGAGUUUGAAUAGUCUGCGGUUAUUUUCAUUGUUACAAAUAAUGUAGAUAAUUUAUUAAUACAAUAAUGCUGUAAAUAAUUGUAGCAAGGAUGCGGUGUGCAUCCAAAUGUAUUGUUUUCAAUUAAGUUAACUGUAAUUUAGUGCAACAGUCUUAUUUGAAACCAGUUAGAUUACUGAUAUGAAAUUAUGGCAUAUGUACUCAUUUCUUUGUAAGUGGUCUCAUUAAUAUUGUAUAAUAUAAUUAGUAGUUGUCGGACAGCUUAGUUAUAAUUAUUUAGUCUCUGAAUUAAUUGUAUUUGAUUUGUAAAUUUGUUACAAUUGUAUAAAUACUAUACAUUAUAUAGUUUAUAAACACAAAUGAUCUGUUCUAUUACAAGUUAUAUUUAAAAUAAACAAACCAAUAAUCCUC
Danaus plexippus (monarch butterfly) is the source of this 912-nucleotide messenger RNA. RefSeq names its product transmembrane protein 230-like. Lineage: Eukaryota; Metazoa; Arthropoda; Insecta; Lepidoptera; Nymphalidae. The record is from RefSeq and is a predicted model, not a curated record. The transcript has 2 exons. The coding region runs from base 174 to 515 and encodes 113 amino acids. Gene Ontology annotation, cellular component: endomembrane system.